AUGCAUCCAUGGAGCAUUGGCGGAGUCUCGGCUGAACCUAAGGGGCAGGGCGUGCCUGCCGCUCGCACCUCCCGCGGAACUUCCCCGAACGCGAGUGCACAACCGAGCACUGAUCCGUGGAUGCCUUCCCUCGAUCUGGCCAUUCCCGAGAGUCACGACACACGCAAGACGGUGUACGACGUCUUGGCAGACGUCGAAAACACUCCGAGUGACAACCUCUUCUUCGCAAUCGCCCGAGACGUGGUCAACACCUACCAACUCACAAAACCCUUCCUGGACGAGUUUCUCCGGCUGCAGCAGCAACAGCGGGCGAAGCAAAAAGCGAAAAACAGCGUGACUGAUGCUUUAGAGGACGCAGGCGCCGGCGCGAUUGCUGCAAACGCCAUUGCAAACCCCAAUCCGCCCUUCUCCUUUCCCUCGCCAUGGGGGAACGAAACUGACAAUGAGGAUACGUUGAAAGUGAAGAAGAAGCGACGCGAGGAGAGAGAAACCAAAAAGCACCAAGAGCGACGAAAAAGUGUAAAAGAAAGAAGUGAUGAUGCUUCGGUCGGCGACGGCAGCGAGAGGCCUUCGAACAAACUGAAACUUUUUGGCCACGCCGGAUCUUCCAGGCUGCUGACGGCGACAGCCGAAGACACUGCGAGCUCUAUUGCGAAACGCGGAAACAAGGAACAAACAUCCAAGUGA
Messenger RNA from Neospora caninum, 687 nucleotides. RefSeq lists its product as hypothetical. Bases 1 to 687 code for a protein of 228 amino acids. The transcript is spliced from 3 exons. Lineage: Eukaryota; Apicomplexa; Conoidasida; Eucoccidiorida; Sarcocystidae. The record is from RefSeq and is a predicted model, not a curated record.